Molecule: messenger RNA, 1522 nt
Organism: Misgurnus anguillicaudatus (oriental weatherfish)
Lineage: Eukaryota; Metazoa; Chordata; Actinopteri; Cypriniformes; Cobitidae
Gene: mafb
Product: MAF bZIP transcription factor b
Biological process (GO): regulation of transcription by RNA polymerase II
Cellular component (GO): nucleus
Molecular function (GO): DNA-binding transcription factor activity, RNA polymerase II-specific; RNA polymerase II cis-regulatory region sequence-specific DNA binding
Source: RefSeq, a predicted model, not a curated record
UUGCUUUUAUACUCCUAUGCUCGGUGAUCCUUUAAAAACUGUACAACAAGCCCGGAGUACUUUUUUAUUCCAGUCAAGAAUCCAAUUGCCACUCACAUACAUGUUACGGUCUUCAUUUCAACGAAACUACUGAAAAAAAGAAAAAAACGAAGCCAUGCGGUGUUAAAUGUUUGCGCGCAGACACUCGCGUGGAAAGAGAAAGAAACUGGAGACGCGCGCGCUCCUGCGUCCGUGCGCGAGAGGCGACAACGCGUGAGUUUAAAAAAUAAAGGCGCUCUCGAGAAACCUUUUCUUUGCUUUUGAAGAAUUAAAUAAAGAAAUCAAACUGGCUCACGCCGUCUCGAACCCGAGCACUUUGACAGCUGCUCUUCACCCCCUUUGGAGGACUGUCAACAGCAAAAGGAUGGCAUCAGAACUGGCAAUGAGCAGCUCCGACCUGCCCACCAGUCCCCUGGCCAUGGAAUAUGUUAAUGACUUCGAUCUGAUGAAGUUUGAAGUGAAAAAGGAGCCGGUGGAGCCCGAUCGCAGCAUCAGCCAGUGCAGCCGCCUGAUCGCCGGGGGAUCCCUGUCUUCCACCCCGAUGAGCACGCCUUGCAGCUCGGUUCCCCCUUCCCCAAGCUUCUCGGCGCCCAGCCCGGGCUCCGGGAGCGAGCAGAAGGCGCACCUGGAGGAUUUUUACUGGAUGACCGGUUACCAACAGCAGCUCAACCCGGAGGCGCUGGGCUUCAGCCCCGAGGACGCGGUGGAGGCGCUGAUCAACAGCGGUCACCAGCUCCAAAGCUUCGAUGGCUAUGCUAGAGGGCAGCAGUUUAGCGGCGCAGCCGGGACGGGAGGCGCCAUGGCCGGGGAGGAGAUGGGCUCCGCCGCCGCGGUGGUCUCCGCAGUCAUCGCCGCCGCCGCGGCGCAGAACGGGGCGCCUCACCACCACCACCAUCACCACCACCACCCCGGCGGGCACCAUCCGACGCCCGGGGUCCAGUCCAACGGCAACAACGCCAACCACCAACACAUGCACCUGGACGAUCGCUUCUCGGACGAGCAGUUGGUGACCAUGUCCGUACGCGAGCUCAAUCGUCAGCUGCGGGGGGUCAGCAAAGAGGAAGUGAUCCGGCUCAAACAGAAGAGGAGAACCCUCAAAAACAGAGGCUAUGCCCAGUCGUGCCGCUACAAGCGGGUCCAACAGAGGCACGUGCUGGAGGGCGAGAAGACCCAGCUCAUACAGCAGGUGGACCACCUCAAGCAGGAGAUCUCCAGACUGAUGCGCGAGAGAGACGCGUACAAAGAAAAAUACGAGAAGCUCAUCAGCAACGGCUUCAGAGAAAACGGAUCGAGCAGCGAUAACAACCCGUCAUCUCCAGAGUUUUUCAUGACGUCACGAAAGUUUCUACACCUGUGAUGUGACCUCUGACCCCUGCCCGUUGCCCCUGCAGUCUGAGGCUCACGGGUGUGCCGUAUUUUAUGGUGCCAUGGAGGAAUUCUGGGGGAUGUUUCGGGAUGCGACACUGAUCAUGUGAUGUACUGC